AUGUUCAUCGUAGCUGAUAGGAGAGGCGGUCUGACUAAAGAGCAGACGCUAGAGACGAUAUUCGAUUUUGUUCCAGGAAGUUCAGUAGGGGGAGCAGGAGCACCGCGAGCAACAGCAGCACCAAGGAGGCAAACAACUGGCCAUGGCUCUUCCUCCUCUUUGUCAUUCUCCGCGCCACCCACCAGCGUUCCUCAUUCCGCCUCCCGCGCGGUCUCCCUUCCCCAGCUCUCCAACACCACCUUAGUUUCACCUCCUGCUUCCUCGACGGAUUUCGCUCCCACUGUCGAAAAGCCCGUUCAGGCUUUGACGGAUUUCGUUGCCACUUCAACAGAUUCCGUUAUCGCGUGCACAGACUCCGUUCGCACCUCGUUUGAUUCAUUUCUCUUGCAUGCAUCCUACCCUGAAUCAGCAGUACAAGCAGAUUUCCCUCAGAAUGGAACACCCGAGUCGCAGCAGCAACGAGCUUCCUCAUCUCCCGACUCAGCCGAUUCCGGCUCGUUCCGAUUCGCCAUUUCGCCAGCGCUCGCCAAUCUAAGCCAUCCGUUAUCCCCUUCUCUCAGCUCACCAGCGGCCGAGAUUAUCCCGUCACCCGCUCCCUUCGGUCCCGCCGUUUCUGAUACAUACGGCCCAUACCUUCCGCCUCCCGUCGAGCUAGGCCCUGCCGUAACCACCACCCUAGGCUUUUCUAGGUCUCACUCUUCCCCAGCCAAGUGCGAACUUAGCGAAGACAUUCGCGAAGCGGUUGCGACAGCUGACGAAAAUGGCGAUUCGUUCGUUGAGCCGCGUCAGGUUACAGAACCUCAGGUCCCUGGUAACAACCCGAGCGACCAAUCAAAGGGAGUUUCCCAGCUUUCAGGAGGCUUGGGGGAAGCGGAGUCGGGAAUGAGUGACGGGGGGGAUGCGGGGAGGGGGAGAGCUGGUCGGCGGUGCUGCGCCGCGGCAAGGCGGAGACUGGACUGGGGGGAAGCGGCGGACGACCGUUCCGCCAGUGGAGGGGGAGCGGGCGGAAAGUCUGCUGGCGGAACGGGGGAGGACCAUGGGGAGGCGCGGACGGCGGAGCGACCGGCGGAAGGAUCGGAAAAAGGCCAGGAGACGGCGCCGGAAGUCGCGGUUUUAGUGCGGAGCAAGAAGCGGAGAUCGGUACACGUGGCAGCUCGGGAGGGGGACGUGGAGGCGCUGCGGGAUGCGCUUGCUGUCAGGCCUGGUGCUAUCAACGAGAGGCAACUGCCGGUGUGUCAGACGCCUCUCCAUUUCGCCGUGGCGGAGGGGCACCUCGAGGCUCUCCGCUUUCUGCUGGAGUGGAGGGGGCAGUGCGGCGGAGCAGAAGUGAAAGCAGACGUGGAAGCGCGGAACAUGUUCGGCGAGACCCCAGUGCACGUGGCGGCCAAGAGCAGCAACGCGGACGCCAUUCAGCUGCUGAUACAAGCAGGCGCACGGGCGGACGUUGCUGCCACAGUAAGCCUCCUUUCCGCUCAUCCUCAUCGCAACUUUGUAACCUCAACCUUCAUGUCACCUUUUGCAUGCCCUUACGCUUGCUGCAGCAUUCAUCCCUCUGUCUAUAGUACUCUAUUUUCGGUGGCGGUGCUUCUGCUAGAAGCCAAUGCAGACCCGUGUGGUGUGGAUAAGGACGGCAACACUCCAAUGGCGCUGCUUCCCAGCAGAGCCGCGCGGUGCUCUGUGUGUCGGGAGGUGCAGGCUCUGCUGCAGCGACACAUCAGCAGGCGAACAAGGCUGCAGGCUGAAUUGGCCGUGCACGGAGCAAAGCUGGUAAUGGAUCAGCUUGAAAAGGAGCUAUCCUCGUUAGUAGGCCUCCACUCGUUAAAGCAGCAGCUAAGGACAUGGGGAAAGGGUCUCCUACUAGACCAAAGGCGCCGGGCACUUGGGCUGCCCGUGCCUCCCCGCCGCGCCCCACACAUGGCUUUUUUGGGCAGCCCGGGCACCGGAAAAACAACCGUGGCGCGGGUGCUUGCCCGGAUGCUGGCGCUGGUGGGUGUUUUACCCUUGAAUAAGGUCAUAGAGGUGCAAAGAACGGACCUGGUAGGGGAAUAUGUGGGGCAUACGGGUCCGAAAACGAGGAGAAAGAUUGAGGAAGCAGAGGGAGGGAUAUUGUUUGUAGAUGAGGCUUAUAGGCUCAUGCCGUGUCAGAGGAGUGAGGAGAAGGAUUAUGGGAUAGAGGCUUUGGAGGAGAUUAUGACUGUGAUGGAUUCGGGGAAACUGGUGGUGAUUUUUGCGGGGUAUGCCGAGCCGAUGCAGCGGGUUUUCGAGGCUAAUGAGGGGUUUAAGAGGAGGGUGACGAAGUGUUUUACUUUUGAUGAUUUGAGCCCGAGGGAGAUUGCGAGGGUUAUGCUGCUGAAGAUGGGGUAUGGUCAGAGGAGGGAGCAGGAGACGAGGGAUGUUCAGAGGGAGGAGCAGGGGAGGUUGGGUGCUCAGGUCGGGGAGCAGGGGAGGUUGGGUGCUCAGGUCGGGGAGCAGGGGAGGUUGGGUGCUCAGGUCGGGGAGCAGGGGAGGUUGGGUGCUCAGGUCGGGGAGCAGGGGAGGUUGGGUGCUCAGGUCGGGGAGCAGGGGAGGUUGGGUGCUCAGGUCGGGGAGCAGGGGAGGUUGGGUGCUCAGGUCGGGGAGCAGGGGAGGUUGGGUGCUCAGGUCGGGGAGCAGGGGAGGUUGGGUGCUCAGGUCGGGGAGCAGGGGAGGUUGGGUGCUCAGGUCGGGGAGCAGGGGAGGUUGGGUGCUCAGGUCGGGGAGCAGGGGAGGCGGGAUGGUGAGGAGAAAGCGCGUUUUGGGAAUCUUCAUACUGUGGAGGAGGACUCGGCACGAGGGAGGUUUGUUGGUGGGGCGGAUGGAGCAGACGCAUCAAGUAGUGAGGGUGCAACUGGAGGAACGAAGGGGGGAGGAGACGACACCGCAGGGAAAGCAGCAGGAAGGAGGGGCGGGUCAAAAGAAGGGGACAGGGCAGGACGAGGACUACAAGGAGUGGAAGCGGGGAGGCGGCCAGUUGAAGUGAUAGUGGGCGGAAAAAGUGAUAGUGGAGUGGGGUAUGUAGAUGGAAGCACUGGCAGUGGCAUCGGCAGUGGGAGUGGGAGCAAGGAGGGAGUGAGUGAAGGUGGAGAUGACACGGAUAUGUCUCCCCUCACUGGUUUCAGGCUGCACCCUUCGUGCUCGGAAGAAGCGUUGGCAGAGGCGAUAAUUGCACACACGACAGCGAAGCAGCGCAGGGAGAGAAACGGCGGCAUGGCAGUGCCUGUGCUGCUGGAUGCCCGGGACCAUCUGGACUUGAGGCUUCCCCUCGACUGCUGCUGUGCAGAGGAGCUCAUGACCAUCCACAUGCAUGACAUUGAAGCUGCAUUAGGGAUGCUGCCACCAUGA
This is a messenger RNA of Closterium sp. Yama58-4, 3360 nucleotides long. Lineage: Eukaryota; Viridiplantae; Streptophyta; Zygnematophyceae; Desmidiales; Closteriaceae. The record is from the annotation of a GenBank genome assembly.